AUGGAGUCUUCCAGCGACGAGCGCCAGCAGGUUCCCCAAUACCUCACCACAAUGUUCCGACCACCCGUGAAUCGCGCAAUGCGCACCCUUGACCGGUCAUUUUUUCGCAAGACUGUUCCCAUCAGCGCGGCCAAGAUCUUCAAGAACUCGGAUAUUUCGAAGGUGCGCGCGGAGCUUCUCAAGGCGCGAGACUUGCUGGUUGUGCCGCGGUUGAAUAUUGUGCGCGAUGUGCAAGAGGCGGAUGGAGUGAAAAAGGCCCUUUUGCUGCGGGGGGAUUUGAAGGCUGAUGAUAAAACGACUUGGUCCCCGACUAUUAGUGCGCUCGUGGAGAAGGGAACUGUUGAUGUGACGCCUUAUGACUUGGAUUUGAAUUAUGACUACUGGUCCUAUGCCGAGAUAAUUGGCGCUAUUCUCCCAGACGAUGAGUUGCAAGAGCUGCCUCAAGGGUUUACGCAGGUGGGGCAUGUUGCACACCUCAACCUUCGCGAGCAAUUUUUCCCGUAUAAAUUCAUCAUUGCCGAGGUUCUGAGAGACAAGAACCCUUCCAUUCGCACCGUCAUCAACAAGAUUGAAGAUGUUGGGUCUCAUAGCCAGUUCCGCACUUUCCCAUUCGAGGUGCUUAUCGGCGAUAACGAUCUCAAUGUUGUCCAGCAUGAGCAAGACUGCGAAUUCCGAUUCGACUACGCCCGUGUAUACUGGAACAGUCGCUUGGAGACCGAGCACCGCCGACUUGUCGACAAGUUCAAGCCGGGCCAGAUGGUCUGCGACGUCAUGGCUGGCGUUGGACCUUUUGCCGUCCCUGCGGGCAAGAGGAAGAUCUUUGUGUGGGCCAAUGAUCUGAACCCGCAUGGUUACGAGGUGAUGCAGGAUGCGAUUACGCGCAACAAAGUUCAGGACUUUGUGACGCCCUUCAACUCUGACGGCCGAGAGUUUAUCAAGUCCUCAGCUAAGUCUUUGUUGGAGGUGGAACCGGUCACUGUCUCUAUUAAGCCCAAGGUUAAGAGCCGUAGCGAUAAGAAACGCAAAAUUGAGGAGGGUCAAGAGGUGCCUGAGCCACCAGCUGAGGUGUAUACCCGUCCGUCCAUCGUGGACCACUACGUGAUGAAUCUCCCUGCUACGGCCAUUGAGUUCGUCGACGCUUUCCAGGGAGUUUACGCUGGUCACGAGUCUCUUUUUGCCCCGAACACCGCUCAACUUCUUCCUAUGGUUCAUGUCUACUGCUUCUCGGGUCACUCUGAGAACGAGGUGGAUGACCACAUCGAUAUCUGCCAGCGGUUGUCGGAGCGCAUUGGGUAUACCAUCACUCACGAGGAUCGCAUCGACGGAACGGGUAACCAAGCCAUCGAACUGGCUAUCCACAAUGUCCGACUGGUUAGCCCGAACAAGCAGAUGUUCUGCGCUAGUUUCCGACUGCCGGCGGAGGUUGCUUUCCGGAAGUAA
This is a messenger RNA of Penicillium odoratum, 1440 nucleotides long. RefSeq names its product tRNA (guanine) methyltransferase (gene trm5). The coding region runs from base 1 to 1440 and encodes 479 amino acids. Lineage: Eukaryota; Fungi; Ascomycota; Eurotiomycetes; Eurotiales; Aspergillaceae. Gene Ontology annotation, biological process: tRNA N1-guanine methylation; mitochondrial tRNA methylation. The record is from RefSeq and is a predicted model, not a curated record. Gene Ontology annotation, cellular component: cytoplasm; mitochondrial matrix. The transcript is spliced from 4 exons.